AUGGCAGGAACAGAAUACCAGCACAACAGCUCUGGACCUGGCGACCAGUUUAUUGCCGCCGGGCCCCAGAACAACAACUCAGGCUCUGGGACACAGUACAACGCACACAACAUCAACUUUAACGCUCCUCAAGAUAGCGACGCAAGUCUUCUCGCCGACCUACGCAUUACCGAUCCUCGCGACGACAAAGAUCGCAUCGAGCACACCAAGGGCGGACUAUUCCGCGACUCAUAUCAUUGGAUCCUGGAGAAUUCUGACUUCCAAGAGUGGCGUAAUGGCUCCGAGAGACGACUACUCUGGGUGAGGGGUGACCCUGGCAAGGGCAAGACAAUGCUCCUCUGCGGCCUCAUCAAUGAGCUGACGAACGAGGGAACCGAACCCGUUUACUUCUUCUGCCAAGCAACCGAUUCGCGGCUCAAUACUGCCACCGCCGUGCUUCGUGGCCUGAUAUACUUGCUGCUGGAAAAGAGGCCAUCUCUGAUCCAAUUCGUGAGAGAAAAACACAGACAAGGAGGCAAGCGAUUCUUCGAAGACGCCAAUAGCUGGAUUGCAUUGGGCAAGAUCCUGGCUCAGAUGCUAUCCCAACAAGAUCAAGGAAUGGAAAAGAUCGUUCUAGUUAUCGAUGCGCUGGACGAAUGCACCACACGUUUAGACGAUCUUCUCGACAUGGUUAUCAGACUUUCUUCGACCCCCACUAAGCUGAGCGACAGUGUCCGAUCUGCCUAG
Colletotrichum chrysophilum is the source of this 726-nucleotide messenger RNA. RefSeq lists its product as uncharacterized. The record is from RefSeq and is a predicted model, not a curated record. The transcript is spliced from 3 exons. Lineage: Eukaryota; Fungi; Ascomycota; Sordariomycetes; Glomerellales; Glomerellaceae. The coding region runs from base 1 to 726 and encodes 241 amino acids.